AUGUCAAGACCUUUAUCUGUUCACAUACGCAAAUCUGUUUAUAAAAGCUUUAAAAGUUAUGAUACAAUGGUAAUACCAAAACCUUCAAGAAUUUUGGAUGUUGAUUCAAAAUAUGGGAAAAGAAUGCAAAGACUUUCGAAUAAAAUUUUUGGAGAGGUUACACGUCCAACUGACAUAAAAUCAAUUCGAGUUGCUAAUGAAAUUAUGAAAAAUGAACCUUGGGAGCAACAAGAAGUUUAUAGCCCAGAAUAUUAUCCAAAUUUGCCAAUGUUUCAUUACUUAACUAAAAUGCUUAAAUUACACGGUGUUUAUUUUGAUGAACAUGUUGUUUGGAGAGAAGUCCAGAAUGAAAUUCGUUUGGCUAAAGGAAAAAUAGUUCAUCCAAAAAUUGGAGAAGGAAAACAAAAAGCAAAGAGGGAGAAAAAUGUUUCUUGAAAAAUUCUUUGUUGAAAAGUUUGAAAAGGUUUUUUUGUUAGAUUUAUUUUUUGGUAGUAAAUAUUUUUUUGAAAGUUUGUUGUUAGUCAAAGCUAA
Messenger RNA from Meloidogyne enterolobii, 531 nucleotides. NCBI's taxonomy places the organism in Eukaryota, Metazoa, Nematoda, Chromadorea, Rhabditida, Meloidogynidae. The record is from the annotation of a GenBank genome assembly.